AAAAUAUUCAUUGCGUGACAGUAAUAUGGUAGCCUCCAUUUGCCACGUUGGGAAAUAGUCAGUUUGAUAACAGUUUUGAGAUUAGACAGCGUCAAAGAGUGUGUUUCAGUUUUGACAAGCAGUCAUGUCAACCAAAACACCUGCAGAAUCUGUCAGUGAAUUAGGUGCAGAAGUCAAUAAAGGAGCCAUUCGUCAGAUUGUUUGGGACUACAUAGAGAAGAAUGAUCUUGUGGAGUUUCCAAGACCAUGCUAUCGUAGAAUCCCAAAUGUCAAGGGAGCAGCAACUGCAGCAGAGAAGAUGAUUUCUUUGGAUGAGUUUAAGAAGGCACAGACUGUGAAAAUAAACCCAGAUAAACCACAGGAAAAUGCUAGGUUUCUAACACUUGAAGCUGAUAAGACAUUGUUAGUGCCUACACCAAGAUUGAGGACUGGAUUGUUCAACAAAAUAGUACCACCAGAGGGUUGUAAUAAGGAUAUUCUGAGGAUAUGUGCAACAACACAGGGUGUAAGAGAACACAGUGAACCUAUUGGACUGGAUACAAAGAUCAAAGUAGAUUUGGUUGUAAUUGGAUCAGUAGCAGUCACAAAAACAGGUUUGAGAAUAGGGAAAGGAGAAGGAUACGCUGACAUGGAGUAUGCUAUGAUGAGAAGCAUGGAAGCUGUGGAUGAGAACACAGUCAUCAUAACCACAGUCCACGACUGUCAGGUAGUCGAUUUCCCUGAGAGUCUGAUUGAAGAUCAUGAUGUAGUAGUUGAUUACAUCAUAACACCAACAGAAAUAAUUAAAUGUAAUAGGACGAGAAAGAACCCUGCUGGUAUUAUCUGGUCUAAAAUUACACCUGAGAAACUCCGUCGUGUUCCAAUUCUAAGGAAGUUACUUAAGUGUGAAGAAGCAGAAGGGAAAGAUGUUACCCUGAAAGAAGGUGCUUCACCUCCUGAAAUAAAAACUGAAGAUGAAGGAGAAGAAUCUGACAGGCAAUAUCAAAGACGUCCAUUCUAUCGUAGGUUUAGGGGUGGUCCAAGGCGUCCAUACAACAGACGCCCUAGAAGAGAUCGAAAUAGUGAAAAUGAUACAGAUGGGAAAGGUGACAUAAGAGAUGAGAGUGAAAGGGAGGCUAAGAGUGGCGAUGAGGAAAAUCAGCGCCCAAGGCGUCAACAACAGCCAAGAAGACGUAGAUUUAGGAGGAGGAGGAGAAAUACAAGUGAAAAUAAGGAAAACGAAGAACCUAGAAGUGGUGAUGAAGGAAGAAAUCGUAGGAGUGUUGGUGAGUCAGAUGGGGCUGAUAAUGAUGAGGGCAAAAGUGGUGACGAGGGGAAACCUAGGCAGAGACGUAGACCACCCCCACAAAGAAGGAGAUUCAGACCUAACAACAGACGCAGUGAGGGAGAUGAGAAUGAGGACCAACAAGGUCAAAGUUAUUCUCCAAGACGUAGACGUGGACCCCCAAGAACACCAAUACCUACUAUCUUUGUUGGUAGUGUUCAAAGGUCUGUCCGUGUAAGUGAACUGAAAUCCAAAAUCCGUGAGAAAAAUGUGAAUCCAUUAAGAGUUAUUUGGAAUGGGGCAAAAUGCUAUGCUCUACUGCAGUUUCCAAAGAUGAAUGAAAUGGAGGCUGCUUUUGACACACUACAUGACUUUGAAAUGAACGGCAAGAAACUGAAAAUUGAGAUCUCAAAUCGGGUCAAACAAUACAUUGACGAGCAAGACAAAGGAGAUGGCCAAGCCCAAGUUGCCUGUGAAGAUCAGCCAGAAAACUAGGCAAGCAUUACCCCCUAGGAAUAAAGACAGAUGUCUUGAGAAGAUAACUGUCAAGAAGCAAAUUAUUUGUCAUGUUUUGUGUGAAUGAAGUAUUUGGCAUUGUUUCAAACCACAUAUCUGGCUAUAUAAAGGGUUGUAGCAUAUCAGAUUGAACUUUGAACUUUUGUUUGGUAUGGGUAGAAAACACAGGAUUUGUGUACUGUUUAAGAACUGAUGUUAAAGUUUAAUUAAAUUUGUUCAUUGAUAUAUUUGAAAUAUUGAAUUUUAUUCUUUUACAAUAUUGAUUAUUGUUGAAUUGUAAAAAGUUCUUAUGAAUACUAUAUUAUCUCCCUUGUCAGUUCAAAGGGAGAUAGCUCUGUUACAUUUAAAAUAAUGAAUUUACAUAUUUAUUUUCAUACAUAUCAUUUAGAUUUAAAAAGGACAGAAUGGAUUUAGUAUCAAUUUGAUUUAAAUACUACUCCUGCCCACUUACAAAUAUUUGAUUUUAAUUUCAGUUACCCAUUAGUUAGAUAUAUAUAAUGAAGCUAAUCACAAAAUGACAAAUAUUUAAAUAGCAAUUCUUAACUUUAUGUUUAAAGUGUUUUUUUCAUUAUGUUGCCAGACUGAAAUUAAGCAGAGCAUAUGCUAAAAUAUUGACUUAAAAGUCUUAAUUUUAUUCAAUAUUAUACCCAAGUCUUGUUUCCGUAAAGCAUAAUUUGUUAAUAGCUUGUAUUAUUUAAGAAAUAAUUGUUCAUUGCCAAAGUUUUUGUUCAUUUCUGUAACAUCUGCACACUGCCUGUAGAAUUGUUCACCCAUUUUGAAUAUGGUGAAGGUUUGUCCAGUUUUCCAUCAAUGUGUUUUUUGUUUCUAAUUUGUGUGCAAUUUCUGGCAUGAUAUGAAUUAAAAACAAAAAGGAAUUGUCUUUUUUUUAAGUUACUAUUAAAUUGCAACUAUAAAACGAAAGAAUAUAUUGUUAUUUAUCAAUCAAAGAAUUUGUGUGUUUAAAUUCUGCUUUCAACAAUUUAUUAUAUUAAUUUUGAAAUGAAUUUAGAAAUCAAAGAUUAUUUGAAUAAAUUUUUUAUUUGAACUGAUUUAUAAUUGAAAAUUGAUAUUACUGGUAUUAAAAAUACCUGCCAAAGCAGUAUUGUUAAAAUGGAGUAAUUUUUCUUCUUCGAUUUGUUUUCCUCUAUACUAUUGUUUUAUUUUACGUAAAGUAUGUCCUUUGUAUAUUUUCUGUUCUGUUGUAAGGAAUUUGUAUAUGUCUCACCUUGAUUUUGUAUGUAAAUUUCAUUUCAUUGCUUAGAUUCAUAAUUUCAUGAAUUUUAAAACUACCAUUUCAUCAAAUUUGGUUCAUCAAAUCAAACUUCAUAAAAUGUGUGCCGAAGCAAAUUCUUCUAUCAUUUGUUCAAUAUGGAUGAGAAUAUCUUGUUAUUUUAGUUAAAAUUUGGUUAAGGCAGUCAGCCAUUGUAAUUUUUCAAAUUUUGAAUUAUUUUAAUAGUUAUUUACUUUUGGAUAUUAUUGGACACUUUAAAUGAUUUUGUUCUUUAAAAAUAACCCCAAUAAAUGAAAGAGAUUAGAGAAAAUAGAUUCUUUUCAGAGGUCAAUUUUUAGUGUUGUCAAUUGUGCUAUAUUUUUAUUUCAGAAAAAAGUCAGAAAUUUAAAAUCAUUGCAAAUUAUUAAUAAUUCAAUCAAUGACCUCUGUUGUAAAAAUCUCUUUAGUUCAGUAUAGAAUAUAGUUAUAGCUGCUUACCAGAUAUGGGCUUUGGGUAUUUAAAGGAUAGGAACACACUUUUGUAAUGUAAAUAGCGACAUACACAAAAAUUGUGAUUUAGGAUGAAGUGCCUUUGAUAUUUAAUAAAGCAAAAAAUUCCAGAAAUCAAUUGAAAAUUAAUGAAUUGUUAAACUUAAAAAAUUUCCAUGGUUACUGGGCAUUUUAUUUUAAAUGAAAAAUACAUUAGAAAUAUUUAAUUUGAGGAAUGAUUGCGUGUAAUAUUGUACAUAGACCACUAUUUUAUGUGUGAUAUUUGUGAAAAUUAAGUAUGAGUGAAAUAAUUAUAGUAUAUUUUUGUAUCACUCAAUGCCAGAGAGGCAAGAUACAUAGGUAAAUUUAUAAACAUUGAUCUGAGCAAAGAUUUGUAUAGUGUUUUUAUGUUUAGUAUUUUUGAGAUUGACAUUCAAGUUAAUUACACUUCACCUCAGGAGGAUUUUGUGUUUACAUCCAAUCCACAAUGGGCAGCUCACACAUAUCCAAUUGGCCGUUUCAAAAUCUAAUGCAUUCUGGGUAAUGAUUUCAAAAGUAUACACCAAAGUAAUGUUGUGAUUUGUUUUAAAAUGUCCUAGAAGAAAUGGUUCUUCAACCAAUGAUGUGCCUUUUUUUUCAUUUUUGGUUAAGAAUAGGCAAAUUGCCCAUGAUUCUUAUAGAUUCUAAAACAUGGAUUUUAAUGUGAGCGAAAAUGCUUAUUUGCAAAUAUCAAUGGAUUUAAUUUGUUAAAAACGCUUUAGUUUGGUAUGAAGUAGGAUUAACUGUUUCACAGAUUAAGGCUUUGGAUAUUUGGAGGUGGGGGAACAAACUUUUAAUUUCUGCAAAUCUUUUGAUAAAAAAGGUAACAGCUAGCAUAUCCCUUUUUCUCACAGGGUGAUCAAGAAUGACAAGAUUUGUGUACUCCCAUUGUGAAUUGGUGGAAAAAGCACAGUACUUUUGAGCAGUAGUUUAUAUAUGAAAUUAAUUUAAUAUGUUAUAUUGUAUCUACUGAAUUAUGCAGCAAAGUAGUUGAAAAUGAAUGUAGACAUAUUGGUCAGCACAGGGUGAAGAUAUUUUAAUAUAAGAAUAUCUUUGCAACAGAUUUAUGCAAUUUUUUUUAUAACAAAUAUAAAAUAGCUUUAUCUUACAUGUCUUAGAUUCAGGUACUUAAUUUUCAGAAUUUCUCACACAACUUUUCAUUUUUGUUUAAUUUACUUUAUAAAACUUUGAUUUCAGUGCCAAAACUACUUUUAAAAGACUAUACCGAGAAAUGUAAACUGUAAUCUGUAAUCUUGAUGUUUGAUAUUUUACGUAAAGACACUUUCGAAAGAAGGUUAAAAAGUUUGAGGAAAGAAAUGAAUAUAGAGAAGUUGUGCAUGAUGGGUGUUCUCUUAGUACCCUUCGUUUGACAGAUUUUUUAAUUCUUGACAACCAGCAGUAUAUCCUCAAUAGAUAUUAUUUAGAUCAGCUGUUAAGUAUAAGAACUUUUGUAGAAGGGAUGUUGCUGUUUUAGAUUCUUAUAGAUUUAACCUUUUCUCUUUUAUGGACUAAAUUUGUCAUCCAAUCUUACUUGUAGAAAUGGGAAUGGACAUACUUAAAUGUUAUUAAUUGAGUUCAAAAUAUUGGAGGCAAUAAUUCAAUUUACUAGGAGUGAAAAAAAAUCUUUUCUAAUUCAGAUUGAAGAAAAAUGCUUCUGUCUUUUCCAAAUACUUUUUUGAGACUGGGGAAUGUGAUAAAAUAUCAAAUAUUUACAUUUCAAAACUUCUUUCUCAAAAAAUCUUAUGACUAAAAUUGAUAGUAAGUCAUGACAAUUCAAGAUACUGAAAAUCAAUUUUAGUUGUAAGAUCUUUUGUGAAACACAGGCUAGAAGAUGAAUCAAAGAAAUUUUUGAAGGAUGUAUAUAUGGCCCCUAUUUUCUUAAAGUGGUUGUUUUCUGGUGGUUUUACUGUCCAAUAGUUUGUUAAAUCUUAUUAUCCUUUUUAAUGCAUUACUUAAAUAGAUGAAAUAAAUAACAAAUUUCUUAAAUGUUUAAUGCAGACAAAAAUCAAAUUUUUAUAUUCAAGUUCCGAAAAGAUUAAUAAUAAAUGCAAAUUUUUCAUUAUGUCAAGAUUAUUUUCAUCUUAUAAAUUCAUAUCAUUAUUAUAUUGAUUAGAUAUGGGACUUAAUAGCCUCUGAUAUUAUUGUUAUCUAUACAUUAUACCAAUUCAGUUAUUCAUGGUUUAGAAAUACUGUGAAAAAUUCCAUCAUUGUUUGAAUUUGUUUCGUCAUUAAAAUUGUCAGUUUCAGGCUAUCAGCUUUAUAUAAAAGGAGAUCAUAUGUUUCUUAUAAAAAAGUGAGAUUAAGUCAGGAUAAAUUUAAUUCAGAGAGAAAAAAGAAAUUGCAUUUUUAAAGAUCAGAGUUUUAGAUAUGAAAUAAUUAUUAAAUUUGGUGUUCCAUUUUACGAUGAAAAUAACUGACAGUUUUAUGAUAAUUUGAAUCAACAUGUGGUGAACUUUUUUGCAAUAUCAAAUGAACUGUGUGUAAAUUCAUAAUUUAUUUAUUACCCAAUACUACAGCUGCAUUUAUUGCUUAUAAUUUGAACCGUUGGUGUUAUGGUUGAUAGUCUUUGCUCAGAAUUGUAUUACUUAAGAUAGUCAUACAUUGGGAGACUUGCUCUUGUUAUAAUUCUAUUUAAUUAAAACAGUUGUGAUGUUGAAA
Mytilus californianus (California mussel) is the source of this 6176-nucleotide messenger RNA. RefSeq names its product methenyltetrahydrofolate synthase domain-containing protein-like. The transcript is spliced from 7 exons. Gene Ontology annotation, cellular component: cytoplasm. NCBI's taxonomy places the organism in Eukaryota, Metazoa, Mollusca, Bivalvia, Mytilida, Mytilidae. Bases 125 to 1759 code for a protein of 544 amino acids. The record is from RefSeq and is a predicted model, not a curated record. Gene Ontology annotation, molecular function: RNA binding.